Messenger RNA from Hyaloperonospora brassicae, 1257 nucleotides. The record is from the annotation of a GenBank genome assembly. Lineage: Eukaryota; Oomycota; Peronosporomycetes; Peronosporales; Peronosporaceae.
AUGCCUGCAAGCACGAACCGCAAGGUGGCGUCGCUCUCGACCGCCACCACAGCCUCAUCCCUCUCCUCCUCCUCCAUCACCGACCAGAGCCACAAGAACCCCACCAGCGAUCCCCACAACCCUACCAGCGACCCCCACAACCCUACCAGCGAUCCCCACAACCCUACCAGCGACCCCCACAACCCUACUAGCAAAUACCCUACCCGCAGCUCACCCCGCCAUGGCAAUAGCAAUAGCAGUCGUCGCACCGCUCGCGCUCCGCAUGUGCCGUCCCGCCCGUCGCUGCUUAGUUACGAGUCGGCCCACGACGUCGUCGCGCAGCACCAGGUGUUCCAACGUGCGACGUCGGCCAAGACCUCGACGGCUGACUCGUUCCGCUCGGCGUCGAGCGCGAGUCCCCGCGGCUGCUCGUCGUCGGCCUCGUCGCCCACGGCCGAGUCGAUCCUCAAGGUCGUGCUCAUUGGCGACUCGGGCGUGGGCAAGUCGAACCUCGUCCGGCGCUUCACGAAGAACCAGUACAAGCCGCAGAGCGCCCAGACCGUGGGCUUUGAGUUCGCCACCAAGACCAUUCGCGUCGGGGACCGGCGGCUGAAGGCGCAGAUCUGGGACACGGCCGGCCAAGAACGCUUCCAGUCGCUGACAGCGGCGUACUAUCGCAAGGCCGUGGGCGCGAUGAUUGUCUACGACAUUACCGACCGCAGCUCGUUCGAGCACGUGACGGGGUGGCUAGCACAAGUGCAUGAGCACUCGCACGAGAGUUUGGUGCUCGUGCUGGCCGGGAACAAGUGCGACCUCGCCCACUUGCCCGAGAGCAGAGAAGUGUCGACGCUCGAAGCGGCGCGGUUUGCCGCAAAGCACUCGAUGGAGUUUCUCGAGACGUCGGCUCUGGACUCGACGAACGUCGUCGACGCGUUCAAGAAGAUGAUUGUGCCCGUAGGGCGGUUGCUGUCGUCCGCAGAGCCGACUGCGAUCGUGCAAUUGCCGCAAGGGUGGCGGCGGGUGUUGUCCAGGACGAGGCCGGGGGAGUACUCCUACGAGAAUCAGUACACCAAGGAGCGCAUUGCGUUUGCCCCGAAAGAACCGGCAAAGCCCUCGCAGCAGAGCUUUCGCUCGCCUGCAAAUGGGUUGAAGAGCGGGUCGCCAAAGGUUGUCACCGUCACACGUGAGAGCCUGCAGAAACAGCAUCAGAAAGCGUAUCUCGCCCAGAACCAGACGCCGCAAUGUGGUGUCUGUGCAAGUGGCUGCACGAUCAUGUAG